AUGGCAGUAGAGCAUCACGAGGGUGACUCUGGUGUCGAACUGUGCAAAGAUGGCACACAAACAAAAAGUUAUCAAAUAACUGGCCUUGAGUGUUCUAAACCUCUCGUAAAUAACAUUAAAAACACGACCAUUUACCAAGAAAACCCAGCAAUGCCCAACUGCAAUAACCUUUGCAAUCGCAUUCGAAGCCUCACUCCUGACGUGCUUACUGCUCCAGUGGAAAAACCUUAUGAAGUUGUCGUGCCCACACGUGAAGGAGCCAUUGGACGUCCGUCUUUAGGUCGAGAAGUAAGAUGUGUUAUAGGAAAUGUUCGCGAGUUUUUCGAGGAGCUCAGGAGGCAGCUGGGGGAGUCUUGUCAAGGCACCCUUUUCAACUCAACUGCGCAGUUGACGGCAUUGGCUUGUGGAGUCUCAAUCAACACAGUGUACAGAGCAGGACCGAUUCGUGAGCCUCUGCGAACAAAAAAUGAACAAUUCCGAGCUAGAAAAGAACGAGUAAAUCGGAGGUGGAAGGAAACGGCCUCACUGAAGAAGUUUGGCAAAGAGUGGGGCGAUGUCGUCCGACACUUUGUUCGUAGCGAAUUGGAAGUGAAC
This is a messenger RNA of Strongylus vulgaris, 594 nucleotides long. Lineage: Eukaryota; Metazoa; Nematoda; Chromadorea; Rhabditida; Strongylidae. The record is from the annotation of a GenBank genome assembly.